Molecule: messenger RNA, 2880 nt
Organism: Saccostrea echinata
Lineage: Eukaryota; Metazoa; Mollusca; Bivalvia; Ostreida; Ostreidae
Product: E3 ubiquitin-protein ligase synoviolin-like
Exons: 14
Coding region: 20-1855 (611 amino acids)
Cellular component (GO): cytoplasm
Source: RefSeq, a predicted model, not a curated record
AUAUUGUGUGACAGAAGUUAUGAAGACGUUUCUUGUAACAGGGCUUAGUUUUGUGUUAAGCGGGUUUGUGAUUGGAAAUGCAUACUAUCAGAAGAAGCAGUUUUAUCCAUCAGUGGUCUAUAUCACGAAAUCCAAUCCCAGUAUGGCGAUGCUGUACAUUCAAGCCUUUGUUUUCAUCAUUCUCAUGGGAAAACUAAUGAGAAAAAUAUUUUUUGGGACUCUUCGACCUGCAGAAGUAGAGCAUUUAAUAGAGAGAUCAUGGUAUGCAGUGACAGAGACCUGCUUAGCGUUUACAGUAUUUCGAGAUGACUUCAGUCCAAAAUUCGUAGCUCUCUUCACUCUUCUGUUGUUUCUGAAGUGUUUUCACUGGUUGGCCGAGGACAGAAUUGAUUAUAUGGAGAGAAGUCCUGUCAUAUCAGUAUUAUUUCACAUUAGGGCAUUAACACUGAUAGCAUUACUGGGUGUCCUAGAUAUCUACUUUAUAAACCAUGCUUACUACAGUACACUCACCAAAGGGGCAUCAGUACAGCUGGUGUUUGGGUUUGAGUAUGCCAUCUUGAUGACCAUUGUGGCUAUGACAUUUAUGAAGUAUAUCCUACACUCUAUAGACUUACAGAAUGAGAAUCCGUGGGAAAACAAGGCAGUGUACCUACUGUACACAGAGUUAGUACUAGGUGCUGUGAAGGUUGUGUUAUACAUGGCGUUCAUGGUAAUCAUGAUCAAAGUCCACACAUUCCCACUGUUUGCCAUCAGACCCAUGUAUCUCUCAAUGAGGGGAUUCAAGAAAGCCUUACAUGAUGUCAUUAUGUCUAGGAGAGCUAUCAGAAACAUGAACACCUAUUAUCCUGAUGCCACUGAGGAAGAGCUUCAAGUGGACGAUGUCUGUAUCAUCUGUCGGGAAACCAUGACAACAGCUGCUAAAAAGUUACCAUGUAACCACAUCUUCCACACCAGCUGUCUGCGGUCAUGGUUCCAGAGACAGCAGACCUGUCCCACAUGUAGGCGGGAUGUACUGAGGACGACACCCACCCAAACACAAGCUCCACCCCCUCCUCAACCAGCGCAACCACAACCCCCUCAAAACAUGUUUGGGGGUAUGGCUGGUAUGCCUGGUAUUCCUCCUCAGAUGUGGCAACAGCCCCCUGUUCCUCCCCAGCAGCCAAACCCAGCUCCACCAGGUGGCACCCAGACACCACAAUCCACCACCUCUACUGCCACUGUCUCCUCCACGUUUACCCAGCCAUCAGUGUCCACAUCUACAGGCUUACCAGCAGGAAUGGGUGGUCUACCUACAGGCAUGCCAGCAGGAAUGGGUGGUCUUCCUACAGGAAUGCCACCACCAAUGAUGCCUAUGUUUCCACCUCUCAUGAUGCCUUUUGGCAUGCCUCGUCCUCCUAGCAAUCUUUCUGAGCUUUCUACGGAGGAUCUGAGGAAGAUUGAGGGACAAGAGAGGGAGAACGUAGAGGCCAGGAUUCAGUGGUUGAGGGAUAUCCAGGCAUUAAUGGAUGGAGCCAUGGUGAUGAUCAAUCAGUACAACACAGUAGCAGCUCAAUUAAGCACUCCAGUUAUAAAUACAAAUGUAUCCUCAGCAAAUAGAAGUAAGGAGGAACAGUCAAAGAGUGAAGUCAUAAAAACCAAAGAGGAAAUAAAAACAGAACCCUCUGGGACAGAUCUUAAUUACGAGGAUCUGGAGGGAGCCACGGGAUACAGCCCCCCAAAGGAGGAAGAAAUGCCAGAAUGGGAGGAUCCAGCCAAAGAAGAAUUCGCAGAUGAAAUGCAUGAAAUCCGACGGCGGAGAUUACAGAAGUUUGCCCAAGAACAGAAGGACACGCCCACUACUGACACAACCAGCUAGCACUACGCUGGUUCUAUGUGUUAAUUUUCAACAGUGCCUCCCUCAUCCAUAAAUUUUGUAAACUAAGUGGGUUGUCUUUCUUUGGUUUCAUUCUAGACCUGUCUAUACAUGUAACCCACAUGUAGGCGGAAAAAUUGUUUGCAGAGUUACCUCCUCUAUUUUAAUUCAUAAUACAUACUUCACUGAAAAUUAUGCAUUAAGGAGUUUUGAAUGUUUGUGUCCCUGGAAAUUUUGUUGGGUUUUAUCUGAAACAAUUCCAAGGUCAUAUAGAAUUCUUCCUUUUGUAACAAUUUAUUGGAUUUUCCAAGAAAGGAUUGUGCCAUACCCCCACGUACAAGCAAUUCAUGCGUAUUUAAGAUUAGCAAUGGAUGUUUAUGCCUGUCAUAUGAUUAAAAAAAAUUGAUCCCCUCCCCUGUUUUUUUUUCAUAAUUCAUAGUUAAAAUAAUUUUAAGAUUUCCAACUAAAAUUGGUAUGCAUUAUUCAACAAAAUAUUUCUUGGAGUGGCACUUUAAUUGAGGGUGAUUUAACAAAGGUCAGAUGUAUGAAAGUGUUUACAAUGUACAAGUAACUGUGUUUGAGUAUUGUGUAUGUGAUGAAAUUAUUGUGGUGCUUGAUUUCAUGUCAUUAAAAUUCUGCUCAUUUUGUUACAUGUACAGUACAUAUGAUUAUUUGUAAAUAUUGUAUUAUUAUUUUUGUUAAUUUCAUUGCAUUGAUAUUUAACUCCUGUUUUUCCUUGACUCAUAGCAGAUAUAGAAUUCAGAGCAGUGAACUGAAAAAAAGAUAUGCAAGAGAAGUUGAUUGUACUAAAGUUUGGGAUGAACAUUCAAUGUUCUGGACACCUUUUUUUAAAAUUAUCUUUUCUUUUUGUUGGUAACCUGAAUAGCAGAUAAAAAAUGUAUUUACCAUGCAAAAAAAAAUUGAUACUGGAAAAAGAAACUAAAAAAAAUGAUACUGGAAAAAGAAACCAUUGCUUUAAUUAAUAUGGUAAGGGACUGGUUUGAAAUAAAAUCAAGUCUUUUAGUAUA